Messenger RNA from Quercus robur (English oak), 654 nucleotides. RefSeq lists its product as uncharacterized. The coding region runs from base 1 to 654 and encodes 217 amino acids. The record is from RefSeq and is a predicted model, not a curated record. Lineage: Eukaryota; Viridiplantae; Streptophyta; Magnoliopsida; Fagales; Fagaceae. The transcript is spliced from 2 exons.
AUGGUACCAUAUCUGGUUAAGGCUAGAGGGAACCUCUAUGCUGAUGGGAACUUGUUUAUAUAUGAUCAUGAUGGCCAUCUUGUCUUCUUAUUGCUCUAUGUGGAUGAUAUUAUUGUGAUUGGUAAUCAUCCUAGCUUCAUUGCUUCUCUUCUUGCUACAUUGGGUCAAGACUUUAAUCUUAAAGACCUAGGCAGAUUACAUUAUUUCUUAAGGCUUCAAUUUGAUUAUACUCCUGCUGGUCUUUUUGUGCAUCAGACCAAGUAUGCUACUGAUCUUCUUCACAAAUUUUCCAUGUCUGAGUGCAAGCCUUGCAAAACCCCUUGUACACCUAAUGCUCAUCUCAUUGCCAAUGAUAGCCCUUUACUGCCUAAUCCUAUUGUCUAUAAGAGUAUGUUGGGGGCUUUGCACUACCUUACUUUAACUAGGCCCAAUCUUUCUUUUGCUGUCAUGGGCUCUCCUACUUCUAAUCACUUAUUAGCUACUGAAUGUAUUUUGAGGUAUUUGCAAGGGACAAUUCAUCAAGGCUUGGUUUUUACACUUGGUCCAUUAACUCUCUCUGCUUACACUGAUGCGGACUGGGCUGGUGAUCCCAUGGAUAGAAAGUUAAUUUAUGGUAUUUUGGUGUUUCUUGACAAUUCCCCAAUUACUUGGUGA